This is a messenger RNA of Ruditapes philippinarum (Manila clam), 1272 nucleotides long. Its product is annotated as muscarinic acetylcholine receptor M5-like. Gene Ontology annotation, cellular component: membrane. Bases 53 to 1228 code for a protein of 391 amino acids. Lineage: Eukaryota; Metazoa; Mollusca; Bivalvia; Venerida; Veneridae. The transcript has 3 exons. The record is from RefSeq and is a predicted model, not a curated record. Gene Ontology annotation, biological process: adenylate cyclase-activating adrenergic receptor signaling pathway. Gene Ontology annotation, molecular function: G protein-coupled receptor activity.
CUAGAUUCGCAGAUAUCGCCACCAUAGACUCAUAAGUCGUCUGCAAAGCAAAAUGUCGUCCGGAUUAAAUUUUACUAAUUCGUCUUUAAUUUCGACGGGUUCCCGUAUCACUUGGGACAAAGCCCUUGUUGCGCUUCUUCUGUACGCAAUUACGCUCGUAACAAUUAUUGGAAACGUGUUUGUGUUGAUUGCCGUAAAAAUGAAUAAAAAGUUGCAGACGACUUUUAAUUAUUAUAUAGUAAAUUUGGCGAUUACUGACGUAGCUGUUGCCGUGACUGCGAUGAGUUUUAUGGCUACACAUACUGUCCUAGGGUACUGGCCUUUUGGAGAAGCUCUCUGCGCAGUUUGGAUUUUCUUUGACUAUGGUAUGACAUUCGUCUCAGUAUUUACAUUGAUUCUUAUAUCAGUGGACAGAUUUUGGAGCGUCAAAUGGAGUGUUCAUUAUAGAACGUAUCACACAAAACGAAAAUGCAUCAUCUCUAUUGUUUUUGUGUGGUUGUUUAUGCUAUGUCUAUGGGUACCACCAUGGGUAUUAGAUAGAGUAAGGUACAGCGAGCCGGGUACUUGUUUUUGGGAUCCAUCAUUAAACAAGGAAUUCGUGUUUAUCGUUGCCAUACUUGGUCACCAUGGCCCGUAUUGCAUCAUGAUUUUCUGCUACGCUCACGUGUUCUUGUUCAUGCAUAAACGCAGAAAAAUUGUAGACAGUACAAUAGCAAGGUCCCAGUCAUCAACCCAAGUACAAAAUACACAAAGUGUUAACCAGACCAGUAUUUCAAGGCCGGUACAAACACCAAGAAUAUUAAAAGUACAGCCUGUGAGAGCAUUUUCGCCACCACCAUCUACUAACAGAAGCACUGAAUUUUCGAACAAUCACGUAACUGUCAGCUAUCUAAGAGUGCCUGAAAAUGGUAAUACUGUAUCGUCAGACGCGCCUUCAGGGUCUGAGGACAAUCGAACUAUCACGGGAGCUGAAAGUCGGAUGGCUCGAGACCGUAAAGUGUUUGUUACAUUGACAUAUAUAAUGAUUGGGUACGCGGUACUUUGGCUGCCGUUUCAUAUCGUUUUUGAUAUCAGUAUCAUAGACCCGACCAUAGUUCCGGAGCAAGUGCUCAAUAUGGCCUUUUGGAUGGCAUAUUUCAAUUCAACAAUUAACCCAAUCUUGUAUAACUUUAGCAGCGUGGAAUUCAGAAAGUCGUUUAAACGGAUUUUGAUUCGGUGUAAAUGUUGAGGUUUCCUUUACUUUAAGUAUUGGUAGAUCUAGUAUUAGCUUUC